Paramecium primaurelia is the source of this 1507-nucleotide messenger RNA. The record is from the annotation of a GenBank genome assembly. Lineage: Eukaryota; Ciliophora; Oligohymenophorea; Peniculida; Parameciidae.
ACAGAUUAAAUAAUUAAUAACAUGAGUUCAAAUGCAACUGCUGAGAGAUUAAAGCAUGUUUAAGAAUUGAGGAAAGCUCACUUUUACUUUGGAUUUGAUGAAGACACAAAUAAUCAAUCCGUUGCAAAGCAACCUAUACCAAUGUAGAAAACAGCUAAAGUGAGACCUAUGACAUCUGUUGUAGAGAAGGAUUAAAAGUUACAAUAAUAAUAGCCACAAUAACCAAUAUAACCUCCAAAAUUACAAUAAAAUCAUUUUCAUUUGGGAGAUGACAAACCUAAAUUAGAGUCCAUAUAAAAAUCUGACUAUUAAAGACCUUAAAGUGCAGCUAUUGCUAAAUUAAGUGAUGAAACCAAGAAAGAUUUGAGAUCUCAUCAUUUUUAAUUAGGUUAUCAUGAUAUCAAUAAGCCAACUGAAUAUGAAUAGAAUUUUGGAGAUUAAGGCAAAAACAAUGUUAAGAAGGCAGAUAAUGCAGAUUUACGUAAACAUCAUCAUGAUUUUGGUGAUACAAAUAAUUAUUACUCUUCUAUGUAUGAUACUGUGCAUAAUAAACAAUAUGAUAAGGCUUUAUUAGGAUAAGGAUACUCAAAAGAAAGAAUGGCAGAAAUGAAUGUUCAAUUAAGAAAAACUCAUUUGGUUAUGGGAAGAGAUGGCAAUGGUUAUAUAACAUAAAAUUAAGCUAUAUAUGGGAAACCAUAAUUAUAAGUGAAUAAUUUUCAAGACAAGACCUAACAAUUAGUUAGAAAUACACAUAUAACUAUGGGUACAGAUAGAGUUGAAUAUACAAGUUAAGCUAAGGCUUCUCAUGUAGGAAAUUAAGGUGAUAGAUCUAUAUUAAAUGAGGCAUAAUUAAAAGAUUUAAGAGCAACACAUUUCUAAGUAGGAAAUGAUUAAGCUGUUAAUUAUUAAUCAGCUUAUAGAUCUUAAUUCUCAGAUAGAAAAGGAUAAUAAGAAUAAGUUAGAAAUCCUUAAUUUCAAUAAAAUAAUUUUGAUCUUAAAGAUGAAGUUGUAAAACCUACAAUUUAAGAACAUUAUAAAAGCACAUAUAAUCAAUAAUUUAAUGGAUAAAAGGCUGAGAAAGUUAAUCCAAUAGUGGAUAAUUCUAAAAAUAUUAUGAUUGGAAAUGAUAAAUUAAGUUAUUAGAGUGAAGCAUAAGCAAGGUUUAGAGAUUUUCAUUCGAAACCAGGAAAAUUAUAAGAAGAAGUCUAAGCAGAGUUAAGAAAACAUCACUUUAAAUUUGGAACUGAUGAAGAUACAACAGAAUCAGUGGCAAAAGCAUAAUUUAAAAAUCCACAUGGAUAACCAGGUAAAAUGGAUGCAGAAAUGAAAAAAGUAAAUUUAUUAUAUAGAUAUCUUAUAGGAUUUAAGAACCCAUCAUUUUUAAUUAGGUUAUUGUAGAAAUGAUUAUUAAACUCAUUAAAAAGAAUUUGGAUCAAAAUAAGGACCACCAAAUAAAUUACCUCCAGAAAUGGCUUAAAGAAUUAGAUAGAGUUCAUAUUAGAAUUGA